Molecule: messenger RNA, 2727 nt
Organism: Mixia osmundae IAM 14324
Lineage: Eukaryota; Fungi; Basidiomycota; Mixiomycetes; Mixiales; Mixiaceae
Exons: 3
Coding region: 25-2727 (900 amino acids)
Biological process (GO): L-histidine biosynthetic process
Cellular component (GO): cytoplasm
Molecular function (GO): metal ion binding; NAD binding; phosphoribosyl-AMP cyclohydrolase activity
Source: RefSeq, a predicted model, not a curated record
AGACGACGACGCAGACCGAGCAAGAUGCCGACGGUGUUCAGUCAGCUCGCAGUGCUCUGUGAGGCAGACGCAGAGACCGACAAGAUCUUGCUCGAGCAAGCAAGCCGAGUUGCUCCUCUGCUGCUCGAUCUGGCCUCUUUCGAGUCACUUGCCAACACUGCAUCAGCCUUGCUCUCCUCGUCCGAAGUCUGGCUCGAUCUGUCGUCUCAGCCCGAUGUGAGCACGUUGGCAAGCAAGCAGCUCGAUGGGGGCAUCUCAAGGGUCGUUGUAGCACCCGCUACGACUGAGGAUGCUCAACAGCUGCUUCAGGCCGGCUUGCCCACUGAGAGACUCGUUCUGCGCUUGUCACCCGAGAGUUCCAUCUCAUUGCCGAGCAUACUAGAAAGGACUUCACUCACUGCACUUCUCGUCGACAUGCCGGUCGCGCAAGAUGGACAGAUUGAUUCUGCCGUCUUGGCCAGCUUCAGAGAGGCACUCGGCGGCAAAGCGAGCCGAGAGACCAUCUCGCUCUUCAUACGACCUACGUUCACGACCCAAGAGACUCUGGGAGUGGACGCGAGAGAUGCAAUCAGGUCGAGCUUCGUAGCAGGCACGCCAGUGCUUGACUUGCGUUCCCGAGACGGUCUCGAGCAGAUCACCUCGGCUUUCCUGAGCGCGCUCAAGACAGAUCGACCUGAUGCGCUCUAUUCUACAGUCGUAGCUAGCUCGACGGCUUCGCGUCUGCCCCUUGGACUCGUCUACUCUUCCGCCGAAUCCAUCAAAGCUUCUAUCGAAACAGGUCGGGCAACUUACUUCUCGCGCUCUCGUAAUGAAAUCUGGAAGAAAGGCGAGACGUCAGGCGCGACCCAAGUGGUCGAGCGCAUUCUGAUCGACUGCGAUGGAGAUGCUCUCCUCUUCUCGGUCGUCCAGAAACAGGGCACCUCGUUCUGUCAUACCGAAAAGUCAGUCUCUUGCUUUGCACCCCUGCAAGGUUUGGCAGAUCUCGAGCAGACGCUCUUACAACGCAAGGCCAACUCACCAGCUGGAAGCUACAGCAAGCGAUUGUUCGACGAUAGCGCCUUACUCGAGGCUAAGAUCAGAGAAGAGGCGGACGAAGUGUGCAGGGCGACAACUAAGGAAGAGACUGCAGCGGAAGUCGCAGAUCUCAUCUACUUUGCUCUCGCCCGGUGUGUGAGCAAAGGUGUCACGCUAGCAGACGUUGAAGCUGUCCUGGACAAACGAGCGCUCAAGCUCACUCGUCGACCGGGCAAUGCCAAGCCUGCCUUUACCAACGGCGCGAACGGCGAUAAGCAAGAAGAAGCAGUAGCCAAUCUAGCGAAUCGAUCGACCGUGCUACCCAUUGCUCAGCUGAAUGGUACACAUCCCGAAGCGAGCCAGCCCAAUGGCCGCAUCGUGCCGCCUAUCUAUACCCUUGCAGACUGUUCUGCCAAAGAACGCCAGGCGCUCCUGAAGCGUCCUCUCGUAGACUCGAAAGACAUGGUUGCAAAAGUCCAACCCAUUCUCGACACAGUGCGAACCGGCGGCGACGUCGGACUGAGAUCCUUCAUCGAGAAAUUCGAUCGCUGUCCUCUCGCUGCUUCAUCGCAAUGGUCUCAUACCCUCACAGCGCCUUUCCCAGACGAAUUGGCGCGAAUAGAUCCCAAGACCAAAGCAGCGAUCGAUGUCGCGUUCGAGAACAUCAAGCUCUUCCAUGCUCGUCAGAUGGACAAGGAAUCUGUCGUUCUCAAAGUCGAAACCAUGCCCGGUAUAGUUUGCAGCCGCUUCGCGAGACCUAUCGAUAGAGUGGGACUAUAUGUUCCCGGUGGAACGGCUGUGCUACCGUCUACUGCCAUGAUGCUCGCUAUUCCUGCUCAUAUCGCUCAAUGUCCUUUCAUCUCCAUCGCCACGCCACCUUCGUCAGAAGGCAAGGUCAGGCCCGAGAUCGUCUAUAUCGCUCAGAAAUGCGGCGUUCAUCAGAUCGUCAUGGCGGGAGGAGCACAAGCUGUGGCUGCGAUGGCCUACGGCACAGAAACAGUGGGCAAAGUCGACAAGAUCUUCGGACCCGGCAAUCAAUGGGUCAAUGCCGCAAAGAUGGCCGUAUCCAUGUCGAUGGGAGACGCCGUCAGUAUCGACGCACCCGCCGGUCCGAGCGAAGUCCUCGUCAUUGCCGAUCGUACUGCAGAUGCAGCUUUCGUCGCUUCCGAUCUGCUUUCUCAGGCAGAACACGGUCCAGAUUCUCAAGUUGUCUGCUUGGCCAUCAACCUGACGGACGAUCAUCUGACGGCCAUACAAGAUGAGAUUAACAAGCAAGCUUCAGUCCUACCUCGAGUGGGCAUCGUCAAGCAAGCCAUCUCGAAAUCGCUCACUGUUCGGUGUGCACAUCUGAAGGAAGCGCUUGCAUUCAGCAAUGACUAUGCACCAGAACAUCUCAUCCUUCAUCUUGAGGAUGCGCCCGGCGCUCUGGACCAUGUCAGAAACGCAGGUAGUGUGUUCGUGGGUGCCUAUAGCCCAGAAUCGUGCGGAGACUAUGCCUCGGGCACGAACCACACGCUCCCUACUGCGGGCUACGCGCGCCAGUACAGCGGUGUUUCCACAUCGGCUUUCUUGAAACACAUCACUUCUCAGCAAUUGACGGCAGAAGGUCUCGACAAGCUCGGACCAUCUGUCGUCACGCUUGCGGAAGUCGAAGGCCUCGAGGCUCACGCGAAUGCUGUUCGAGUGAGAUUGCAGCGUCGAGGCGCAGAGUAG